This is a messenger RNA of Chionomys nivalis (European snow vole), 189 nucleotides long. Its product is annotated as keratin-associated protein 20-2-like. The record is from RefSeq and is a predicted model, not a curated record. Lineage: Eukaryota; Metazoa; Chordata; Mammalia; Rodentia; Cricetidae. The transcript has a single exon. The coding region runs from base 1 to 189 and encodes 62 amino acids.
AUGUGUUACUAUGGCGGAUACUACGGAGGCCUGGGCUAUGGCUAUGGUGGCCUAGGCUAUGGCUAUGGCUAUGGCUGUGGCUAUGGUGGCUAUGGUGGCUAUGGUGGAUGUGGUAGAUAUGGUGGCUAUGGUUAUGGCUGCUACCGCCCGCUGUGCUAUAGAAGAUACUGGUCUUACGGCUUCUACUGA